Oncorhynchus nerka (sockeye salmon) is the source of this 26591-nucleotide messenger RNA. RefSeq names its product microtubule actin crosslinking factor 1a (gene macf1a). The record is from RefSeq and is a predicted model, not a curated record. Gene Ontology annotation, cellular component: cell junction; membrane; cytoskeleton. Lineage: Eukaryota; Metazoa; Chordata; Actinopteri; Salmoniformes; Salmonidae. Gene Ontology annotation, biological process: wound healing; intermediate filament bundle assembly. Gene Ontology annotation, molecular function: microtubule binding; structural molecule activity; keratin filament binding.
UCUUUAAUAGAAGCGGCCAUUGAGCUGGUAAUAAGCAUGUAGAGGAGCGAAAGCGGUUUAAUCGAACCAAGAAGACACCGAUUAAAGGGGAUAUAAGAACCGGUGUCCGGAUACUAUUUCAGUGGAACCUUGUUACUGAUUUCGGAAGGAGCUAUCCCACUACGAUCCACCUUGCCUUUACGCAGACACGCUUCAGUGGCGCUCACAUAAAACACAUUCGCCGGGUAGGAAGGUCUGGAGGGGGUGAUUUUUAUAGAACACGGCGAGCGAUGCGCCUGGAAUUGUGGCUUGACGAACACAGACAGUAAUGGGUCGAUAUAUUCAAUUAAAUAUCGGUAGGCUAUAACGUUGAUAGACAAUUCUUUUUUUUAUUUGAUAGAAGGUUGGAGCUUUCGGUUGCUUAUUCGGUCCACAUAUUUUAUUCAAACUACGAAUGACUCGACUUGUCAAGUGAGCGGCUUCACUUUUUCCUUCAACCAAUUAGCCUCGCGAAUCGCCACUUUCACAAGCAAACAAGGGAGAGGAGCACAUCCACUGUGGCUUUCAACGCAAAACGGAUUUGACCCGGAGGACCCGGAUCCACCGUCCUGGAUUACUGCGGUAGCGGGCCAUUCGGCUGCUGGCCACCGGUAACAGAGGCACCAUGGCCGGCUUCAUCCCGGGUUUACAGCCGACCAGCCAUUCCCAGGAGAAGGAAUUCGCCCAGGCGUACGAAGAUGUUCUGGAGAGAUACAAAGAUGAGCGAGACCGGGUGCAGAAGAAAACCUUCAUGAAAUGGGUCAACAAACAUCUCAUCAAGGUGAGGAAGCACAUCACAGACCUGUACGAGGAUCUGAGAGAUGGACACAACUUGAUCUCCCUCCUGGAGGUCCUCUCUGGAGUCACCCUGCCCAGAGAAAAGGGUCGCAUGCGAUUCCACCGGCUCCAGAAUGUCCAGAUCGCCCUGGACUUCCUCAAACAGAGACAGGUCAAACUGGUGAACAUCCGGAACGAUGACAUCACAGACGGCAACCCCAAGCUGACACUGGGCCUCAUCUGGACCAUCAUCCUGCACUUCCAGAUCUCCGAGAUCUAUGUGAGCGGUGAGUCUGGGGACCUGACAGCUAAGGAGAAGCUGUUGUUAUGGAGCCAGAAGGCCUCCGAGGGCUGGCCUGGCCUCCGCUGUACCAACUUCUCCUCCUCCUGGAGCGACGGGCGCAUGUUCAACGCCCUGCUCCACCGAUUCAGGCCAGAUCUGAUUGACAUGGAGGUGGUUGCUCAGCAGAGUAACCUUGACAACCUGGAGCAGGCCUUUGAGAUCGCCGAGUCGCUAGGGGUGACCAGACUACUGGACGCUGAAGAUGUGGACGUUCCGUCUCCAGAUGAGAAGUCGGUCAUCACAUACGUCUCCUCCAUCUACGAUGCCUUCCCCAAGAUCCCAGAGGGAGGAGAGGGCAUCGCAGCACACGAGGUGGACCACCGCUGGGCAGAGUACCAGUCUCGUUUCUCCAUGCUGCGCCAGUGGAGCCGGCAGCACACGGCCCUCAUGGCCAACAAGAACUUCCCACUGGACCCUGUGGAGCUCAAGGCACUUUACAAUGAGUACGUCCAUUUCAAAGAGACGGAGAUCCCUGCCAAGGAGCUGGAGAAGAGCGGUGUUGAACACCUCUACAAACUGCUGGAGGUAUGGAUGGAGUUUGGGCGCAUCAAGCUGCCCCUGGGCCUGCACCCCAACGACCUGGAGGAGGAGUGGGGCAAGCUGAUCCUGGAGAUGCUGGAGAGAGAGAAGGCCCUGCGGCCCGCUGUGGAGAGACUGGAGUUAUUGCUGCAGAUGGCCAAUAAGAUCCAGAACAUGGCCCUGGACUGUGAGGAGAAACUCACCCUGGCCAAGAACACACUGCAGGCCGACAUGUCCCGGGUGGAAAGUGGCGAGGCGGUGCGUUGUGAGAGGGAGCUGGGCUUGUACCUGCAGGACUGUGAGGUUCUGAUCAGACGGCUCAACGUGGACCUCCAUGUCCUCAGGGACCAGAAGUACUACCAGGUGGAGCAGCUCGCCUUCAGAGUGUCCUGUCUCCACGAGGAGCUGGUCUCUCUCCGGCUCCAGUGCUCCAGCGUCUACAGGAAGGGUCACUUCUCCCCGGUGACGGGGGGAGACCGGACAGCCCCGCGGGGGAGCGACAGUGGUCUCUCCCUGUCCACUGGGGCCCAGACCCUACUGGGGGCAGUGGGGGUGAUGGGGGCAGCCCUGCUCAGGAGACCCAUGUCCCGCUCUCAGCUGGUGGCCAUGUCAUCCUCAGAGGACGAGGGGAGUCUCCGGUUCGUCUAUGAGCUCCUGGGAUGGGUGGAGGAGACACAGGACAUGCUGGAGCGUGCAGAGUCGGGGGCGGACCUGCCCUCCGUAGAGCAGAACCUCCAGGACCACCAGAACAUCCACACUGCCGUGGAGGAGCUACUGCACAGCCUGAAGGAGGCCCGCAACUACGAGACGAAAGUCUCUCGUAACUUCAGAAGCAAUUAUUCUGACACUCUGGCCAAGCUGGAGCAGCAGUACUGCAAACUACUGGAAAACUCAUCGUGGCGUAUGCGCUGCCUGGAGAGCCUGCAUGCGUUUGUGUGUCGCUGUACAGAGGAGCUGAUCUGGCUCAAUGAGCGAGAAGAGGAGGAACUGGCCUACGACUGGAGCCACAACAACACCAACGUCAACGCCAAGAGAGAUCUAUACGCCGAAAUGAGGUCAGAGCUGGAGGAGAAACAGGAAGUGAUGCACUCGCUGCAGGAAACGGCCGACCGGCUCUGUCAGGAGAACCACCCGGCCAAACAGACAGUGGAGGCGUACAGUGCAGCGCUGCAGACCCAGUGGCAGUGGGUACGCCAGCUGUGUGUGUGUGUGGAGCAGCAUCUCAAAGACAAUACUGCCUACUUCCAGUUUGUGAGUGACGCACGGGACUGCGAGACGUACCUGCGUCAGCUCCAGGACACCAUAAAGAGACAGUACACCUGUGACAAGAGCAGCAGGCUGGGCAAGCUGGAGGACCUGCUGCAAGACUCUAUGGAGGAGAAGGAGCAGCUGAUUGAGUACCGCAGCUCUGUGGCCAGCCUGGUGGGCCGGGCCAAGACGGUGGUGCAGCUCCUCCCCCGCAGCGCCGAGAGCACCCUGGGAAGCACCACGCCCAUCCGCGCCAUCUGUGACUACCGGCAGAUAGAGAUCACCAUCAGCCGAGGUGAGGAGUGUGUGUUGGAGGACAAUUCUCAGAGGACUAAAUGGAAGGUGAUCAGCCCCAGUGGGAAUGAGGCCAUGGUGCCGUCAGUCUGCUUCACCGUACCACCGCCCAACCAGGAGGCCAUGGACACCGCCAGCAGGAUGGAGCAGCUGUACCAGAACGUGAUGUCUCUAUGGCACAAUCUACACGUCAGCAUGAAGAGUGUGGUCUCCUGGCACUACCUGCAGAAAGACAUCAGGACCGUCGCCUCUUGGAGCCUGGACACGGUACGUUCCCAGACCCCUGUGGCCAGGGACCAGGCUCUGAACCAUUUGGAGGCCCACCUGGCUGACUUCCUCUCUGACAGCAAAGAGAGCAUCCUCUUCAACCCCGCUGAGAGACGCGAGCUGGAGAGAGACGCCCACACCGCCCAGGAACACUGCCAGGACCUGCUGGUCAACAUGGAGACAGUGGAGAAGGAUGAGUCUGUCUCUCGGUCCUACCUGUCAGAGCUCCAGAACAUUAAACUGCGUCUGGAGGAGGCGGAGCAAAAGCUGAUGCGCGGCAUUCAGACUCUGCCCCCUAGCAACCUAUCGGGCAACAGCGUCGACAACACUGUUCAAAUUGCAGAGCAAGAGAAGCUGCAGUCGGACCUGGAUGGUCUGAAGACCAGUCUUGGCGAGGUGUCGCGUCGCUGUGUGAGUUUCUUUGAGGAGAAGCCCACCUCCUCCACUGUUCCCGUGCUGCGCUCUGAACUCAACCUGGCUGUAGAGAAGAUCGACAGACUACACAACCUCUCCUCUGUCUACCUGCGCAAGCUGAAGACAGUGGAUGUGCUGAUCCACAGCUUGCAGGCCGCAGAGAGCCAGGUGAAGAGGUACGAGAGCAGGCUGAGUGAGGAGGACAUCGUUCCUGCAGACGCCAACGCCAUCCAGGCCCUACGGGAACAACUGGGGACGUGGCAGUCGGAGCUUGAGGACCAGGAGGGGGUGUUGAGCUCCCUGCAGUCGGGGGUGCAGAAGGCCCGGGAGGCGGGGACUCAGCUGAACAGGCUCCACCCAGACCGCAGCCCGGAGCUGGAGCGCUACCAGGAGAAAGCCGCCCAGCUCACCGAGAGGUGGGCCGGAGUCAAGAGACAGAUGGACACACGGCGAGCCGAGCUAAAGGCCCUGGGCUCAGUCCUGCAGCAGUACAGAGACGGCCACUCUGCUCUGAUCCACUGGAUAGAGGAGACCACUGAGAGACAGGAGAACACCCAGCCUGGACAGACUGACAGCAGAGUCCUGUCUGAACAACUGGCAGAACAAACGGCAUUAGUAGCCGAGAUCGAAAAGAACCAGACCAAACUAGACGAGUGCCAAACCCACUCCAAACAGUACUGCACCUCUGUCAAGGACUACGAGCUACAACUGAUGACAUUCAAAGCCUUUGUGGAGUCGACCCAGAAAUCCACUGUUAAGAGGAGGAGGAUGCACUCUUCAUCAGACGCCAUCACGCAAGAGUUCAUGGACUUGCGCACACGCUACACAGCCCUGGUUACCUUGACGACUCAACACGUCAAGUACAUCAGCGAUGCACUGAGGAGACUCGAGGAGGAAGAGAAAGAGGUGGAGGAGGAGAGGCAGCAGAGGGUGGGCCAGGUGUCAGAGCUGCUGGGCUGGGUCAAGGGCCUCCAGGGCCCCUCCGCCGAGUCAUCCAUUGCGGCGCAGCAGGCUGUCGCUGAGCAGUUAGCGGCUAAGAAGGAGGAGGUGGAUCAGGCUAUCAGGAACACCCAAGUCUUCCUGAUGUCUAAACAGGCCAGCAAGUUGUCCCCAGAGGAACGUGUCCAGGUGACCUCCCAGUUGGAUGAGCUGACGGCCACCUACAGCCAGCUGUGUGACCGUUCCACCGCCCGACUGCAACAGCUGGAGCAGGAGCAGGCCAAAGAGGAGCAAAGAAAGAGCCAAGCUGCCAUUGGCGGAGUUAUUGACCUGGGCACCAUGGAAACUGUCCCAGUCUUCCAAGCUGCUCAGCGUGGCCUCAUUGAUCAGGACACCUGCCAUGUCUUAUUGGAGGCCCAGCUCACCAUGGGUGGGUUAUUUCAGCCUGUCUCCCCUGUGAGCCUAUCACUGGAAGAGGGCUUCAACUGUGGCCUGAUUGAUAGUCUCAUCAGCCAAUCUCUAGCAGAGCUGGAGAGUGCCUUGCAUCUUGUCGACCAGACAGAACAACUGGAGGGCCAGCUCCUUCCAGUGGCUGCAGCCAUGGAGGAGGGCCUUAUCAGAGAGGAGUUGGGGCUGCGUAUCCUGGAGCUGCAGAUGAACACAGGAGGCCUGAGGGAGUUGGGAGGAAGAAGACUGACCCUGGAUAGUGCUGGAGAGAUGGGCCUGCUGACCCCAAGGGUCUACACCAAGCUCAGGUCACGGGUCAAUCGGCGGGAGCUCGUUGACCCUAACACAGCAGAAAAGCUGAAUCUGUCUGAACUGCAGCAGCGCUGUGUCCUCAGCGAUGACACCGGCUUGUAUCUGCUGCCAGUCAAACAGCAGCCAGGAGGCACCGUCUGCCUCGCUUCCGGCAGGAAGGUUGGGAUCUUCCGUGCUGUCCAAGAGAAUCUGAUUGACAGGCAAGUUACGGUGAGAUUGCUGGAGGCCCAGCUAUUUGCUGGUGGGAUUGCUGACCCCCGUACGGGACGCCGCCUGACUGUGGAUGAGGCUGUGCGUCACAAUCUGAUGGACCAGGACCUGGCCUGUGCCAUGCUGACCCGCCAGCUGCAGAGUGGUGGGAUACUAGACCCUGUAAGUGGGGAGCGCCUAGGGUUGGAGGAAGCCAUCCAGAGGGACCUGCUCUCACCUCAUCUGGCCCUGCUGGUGCUCGAGUCCCUUUGGGCUUUUAUGGGGAUGCUCUGGCCUGAGUCAGGGGAGCUGCUGCCCAUUGCAGAGGCUCUACAACAAGGGGUCAUCUCGGGAGAGCUGGCUCUGAACAUCCUGAGACAACGCCACACGAUAGGUGCCCUGUACCUUCCUGAAACCCCCAAGGUCGUGUCCCUGAAUCAGGCUAAGGAGGUCCUUGAACCCAAAGUGGCUGAGAUUCUGAAAGCGAUUCAGAUCCCAGAUGUGCUACACAACAUGAACCAGUCAGGCUCCCCAAAUCUAAAUCGCCUAAGCUGGGGCUCCACUGGGUCAUCCCCUCCCUCCUCACCACCUGCCUCUUCCCCAGAGCACACAUGUAUUCCCUCAUUUCUGGAGGAGAUGGCCCCUGAGGAACAGGCACAUCACCGCCUGCUUUUCCAUUUAAUGACCCACAGUUAUAUAGAUGCACAUUCUGGCCAGCGCUUAGUGUUGUUCGAGCCUGAGCUGGUGGAACUUGUCAAGGCUGCUACUGGUCUGAUCAAUGAGGAUCCUAUACCUGGAGUGGUGGUGUCAGGGUUGAGUUUGACUUCACAGAGACAGGAGUUUAUGGAAGUAGUGCCAAUUGUAAGUUUGGCAGAUAAUCAGCAGACAAGGGAAAUCGGAGAGGUCCAGGAAGAGAGUGCAAAAUUCAGCUCGUCUGAAAAAUAUGUUUCCUCCAGAAAGAUGGUAGAAGAAGCUGAUAGUCAAGGAUGGGAUGGUACAUCUGACAUGAUAUUGCCGGCUAAGCAAACUGGAAUUAAGGAGAUGGGACAGGUAGACCUUGACUCAACCAUGAGAAUAAGUGAGAAGGUAGAUGGAGGUGUACAUAAAGAAGUAAAAGGUGAAAAGGAUGAAAUUGUUAUUUUUGAAAGUGUCCAGCCCUCAGCUGGACUACCAGAAAAGCAAUUAAUUACAGGCUCGUAUGAAGAGGGGCUGGUAGAGAUUGAAUCAGAGGGAGCAAGAGAGAGUCACCAAAAGACAAAGGAUAAGGACUCACUCAUGGAAGAUAUUGGCGGCACACUUGUAGAAGCCUCAGAAAUGUACUCCACACCUUUUAAGACCGAGGCAGAGAUGCCAACCCAAUCUCAUGCCAACCCUAUUCCACCAUCAGAGACUAAUGAAAAUGAGAGCAUGCCUGUGAGUGUUGGAGUUAAACAUACUAUGAAGGAUUCUCAGAGGGUCACAGUGAAGACCCCACCCCAGGUUAUGAGUUUAGAGGCAGCAGCAGUAAAGAGUGAGGAGGAUGUUGAGCUGGAAAGGUUGACCUCAGAGCUUCACCAAGGGGGUCUACUGAUGGAAGGAGGGCAGCGGCUUCUCCCAGAUGAAGCCGUGGCUCAGGGGGUCCUCCCUGGACACACUGCAGUCAAGCUGAUGGCCAAGGCAGGACUUUUCGGAGGUUUCCUGGAUGUCAGCGCGUGCGAAUCUCUGAGCAUGGAGGAUGUGAUGCAGGAGGGUCUGCUUGACGAAGACCUGAUGUGGAGUGUGCUGAAAUCAGAGAAGACCCUGGCAGGGGUAGUGGAUGUAGAGAAGGGGAAGAUUUGUACCCUGAAGGAUGCUGCUCAGGCAGGCCUGAUAGACUCCAACACAGCUGCUCGGCUCCUGGAGGCCCAGGUGGUCUCAGGGGGAGUGGUUGACCUGCGAAGGGAUAAGAAAGUGUCUGUUACCCUGGCAGCCAACCUUGGGCUGAUAGAGGAGGACCAACGAGAAAAGCUAGUUGCGUUGGAGAAGUCAUACCGUGGAAAAUACUCAGACCCAGAUUCAGCACUAACCAAAGCAACGUUGCAGCUGCAAAUGGAUGGGGUUGUCGAUCCCAAAACGAAGUCACCUGUUCCCCUAAAGCUGGCCCUUGAAAGAGGUUUCCUUGGGCAGAAGGAAGUCUAUCAAGCCUUGUCUCAGCAAGUGGCAGAGGGUGGCAUCGUGCACUACAACUCUGGAGUUAGACUGUCAGUUGCUGAUGCUUUGCUGCGAGGUCUGGUAGAUCGUGCCAUAGCCCCAGAACUGGGGGAGUUAGAGAGAGCAUGUCAGGGGGAAGUCGCCCUCUCUUCAAACCCAGAUGCUGCCCUCCUCCAGGCAUCCACAGGUGCCAUUUUGGACCCUGAUUUAAAUUGUAGACUUACAUUGACAGAGGCUGUCUCCGAUGGUCUGCUCGAUGAGAGCACUGCCAAGAAAGCAAUGGUUUCUCCAGGUGUAACACAAGGUUUGUUGGAUCCACAAAGUGCCCAAAUUGUGCCUUACUCAGACCUUGUAAACCAAGGCAAGAUUGACAUUAAGAGUGGAAAGCGCUUCUUGGAAGUGAAGCCUUUCAAGGGAAUCCAGGAUAAGCAAACAGGUGAAAUCCUGAAUUUAGCUGAAGCAAUUGCAUCUCAACAAGUUGAUCCGGUCCCAGCGCUCAGAAUGUUGCAAAGCCAGGCAGACACUGGAGGAAUUAUUGAUAUUUCCAAUGGAGCUAGGCUCCCUCUGCCUAAAGCCUCUAAGAAAGGGCUGGUGGGAGAACAUAUGGCCAGGCUCAUUGCCACCAACCAGGUUCUGAAAGGGGGCUUGUUUGACCCUUCCACGGGGCAGAGAGUCUCUAGCCUGAAAAAAGCUGUCAAAUAUGGGCUUAUAUCCAGAGAAAUGGCUGCAGAACUCCAGGGCAACUUGGGCUCCAUGGACGUAGAAUGUGACGAUGAGGAUAGUUCAACACCCAUUGCCUCUUCAGAUGGGACCUAUAGUCCUGCAGUCACAUUAUCAAUAUCCAGUCCAGACAGCCAAACCAAAAUAAUUAUUGAAAGCUCUGAAGUUAUUUCUCCAUCCCCACAUCCAGAAGAGUCAGAAAAGGGGUAUAACCCUUUGAUGAUCACAGAGGACAUUGUAAAGACUCUAGAAGCUGGAACGUUCAAGCAGUCAGAAGAUCUGCAACACCAUGGCUCUGUACACAUUGAAGAAGAGAUGGAAGAUGGAGAGGUCUCAAUAGCCGGGAAGUCAUUUGACAUCGAGUCAGACCAGUCAAUCAAUUUGUUGGCUCAGUUUGCAAUCAAUGCAGAGAAAAGGGUUCAGCAGGCCCUUCAGGAGAUGGCGACUCCGCAAGAUGUUACUGUUCGACCACCAGAAAAUGAUAAAAAGGGGUCUAGACCUGUGGGUGAAAGUAGUUCAGUCUUGCAGCAGGGGCAGUCUGCUAUGGGCAAAGAACCACGGAUGGACUCGACAGGGGCCAUUUGCAGAGAAGGUAGGGAUCAACAGGGCAACAUAGAUAUUUCUACACUGGUUGAGAGAGAUGAAGGGAAGACAAAUGUGGUAGAAGACAGUACUGAGAGUGUGGUGGAGCAAGUUGGAAUGGAGGUUGAGAGGGACACAAAGAUUGAGGUCACAGAGCGUGAUGAUCUUGGACAUGCAUCACCCCCUUCUAAGGAGGCUGAAGGUAAGAGCAAAAAGAAGAGGAGGAAUAAGAAGAAAGGAAAAGGGGAGGUUGACAUUGAGCAAAGACCCUCAGAAGAAGCUGAUAUUCAGAAAAUGGAAAACAAAGACCAGAAUGUACAAUCGAAGGAUAAGGGUGUUGAGUUCACCAGAGGUUAUGUUACCCCGCAGGAGAAAGAGGAGUCCCUUGUGCAAGAUGUUCAAUCUGCACUUGAAAGUGCCAGGGCACGGACUGUUGAGAGGUUUGGAGAUCCAGAAGAUAUUGGCAAAGUAAGGGAAGCUUCUGCUGUUCCGCUUGGAGUCAUAGAAGAUGCUCUUGAGGUAGAGAGAGAUGGUACAGAGUAUAAGGUCUCCGAGGACCAAAGACGGGUGGAGAAGAACAAAACGUCUAAGAUACCUAUGGCAUCAGAGAAGGUUGAACCUGUGACAGAGAAGAUACCAUCCAUCCAUGAUAAAGCAGGUUCUGAAGUGACAGUAACGAAGGGUGUUCUCAACAGCUUAGACAAAAAGUCUAAGAUAACCAUAGUAGCAGAAAAGGUUGAAUCUGUGGCAGAUGAGCGAUCGUCCAUCCAUGAUAGAGUAUCCAUUCAUAAUAGAGUUUCUAAGGAUGAGCAAACGCGGGAGGGCGAGCACAUUGUGGGAAAGAGUGAUUCAGAUGGGGAGAAGACGGUUUCUCAACAGACUGGACAACAGGAGCAUAAGGAUAGAAAAGAGGUGGAAUUCACUCUGAAAACCCCCCAGGCAGCAAAUGACAAAGAGGCCCUUUUACGGAAGGCAAAAGAGAGUAUCUUGAGGAAGGUGUUUGGGCGAGGUGUUAGUGAGAAGCAAGCUGCAGAUGAGCUAGAGGCACUGCGUCAGGGAGUGGGGAAGAAGGAGAGUUUGGUGACAUCUGUAGAGGAAUUUAAGACUGUAGGGAGUCCUGAGGUUUCACCAGAAGAGAGUAAAGGAAUUGACAAGAAGGAAGGAGAAAGAGAGAAAGUUCUGCCUCGCCAUUCUAUGAUUCAUGUAGCAGCAGAGGAAGUGGAAAAAGCUCUGCCAUACCAGGUUAAAAGAGGAAGGAAAGAGGAGAAAGUUUUACUAGACCAGGCUAAAGAAGGAGAGACCGAGGAGAAAGUUCUACUAGACCAGGCUAAAGAAGGAGAGACUGAGGAGAAAGUUCUACCAGACCAGGCUAGAGAAGGGGAGAAAGUUCUACCAGACCAGGCUAGAGAAGGGGAGAAAGUUCUACCAGACCAGGCUAAAGAAGAAGAGAAAGAGGAGAAAGUUCUACCAGACCAGGCUAGAGAAGGGGAGAAAAUUCUACCAGACCAGGCUAAAGAAGGAGAGAAAGAUGAGAAAGUUCUACCAGACCAUGCUAGAGAAGGAGAGAAAGAGGAGAAAGUUCUACCAGACCAGGCUAGAGAAGGAGAGAAAGAGGAGAAAGUUCUACCAGCCCAGGCUAAAGAAGGAGAGAAAGUUCUACCAAACCAGGCUAGAAAAGGAGAGAAAGGGGAGACUGUUCUACCAUCUCAAACAGACCAGCUUAAAAAGAUGAUGCCGGGAAAGAAAAAUCAGAAGAACAGAAAGUCUAAGAUGCAUAGAGUGGUAGAAAAAGUUGAACCUGCGACAGAGGAGAAGCCAUCCAUCCACAAUAGAGCAGAUUCUGAAGUGAAAUCCAUACCGGCUGAUCUUGAGAGCUCAGUCUCUGGGGAUGAGCAGAAGCUUGAGGAGCAGCAAGACAGUAAAUCAGAGGAGCUGAACAAAAUGGCUGCCUCUACCAAGAGUCUUAGUGGAGUUGACGCCAAUCAACAAAGAUCAACCCACACCACUGCACCGUACCAAAUCAAUGCACAUCUUGAGGAGAAAACUAAGGAGGAUAUUUCUUUGAGGAGAGAAAUUGACCCACAUGGCAAGGAAAUUGAACAAUUUAGGAUUGGUACACCUGAGAAGGAUGUCCACCUAGACACCCAUCGUGUUAUUGACAUUGUGGAUGCCUCUCCUGAAGCCCUUGUAUCCAUGUCAGGUGCCCAUCUGGUCAAGGCCUCUGUGGCUCCAGGUACCCAGACUGCUAAGACCACAGAGGAAAUGGAUGCACAUCUGGUGAAAGAUACUAAGGAGGACAGGUCUCUGAGCAAACAAACUGAUCUUCCUGGCAAGGACAUUGAACAACUAAGAAUUAGUACACCCGAGGAGGCGUCUUUGGCACCUGCUACCCAGCCAGCAGAAACUACUGGCAAAGGGAAGAAGAAGAAGAAGCAACAGCAGCAAGAACAACAGGAGCAGAAACUUGACAGUGAAACUGAGUGUAAAGAGGAACAGUCCCUUGAGGAGUCCACAGAAUCAGGACAGUCCUGGUCUGACGAGAGCCCACAGUCUGAUGCAAAUGAGGUGCCCGAAUCUGAUACAACUGAGAGCUGGGAGGAGGAGGAUGGAGAAAUCCAAGAAUUGGAGAUAAGGAAAGAGAAGAGCCCAGCUAAGACGGGAAAGUCCUCGUUGCUCCGCCAGGAAUUCCUGGAACAUGACCAGCAAAUUGUGGCUCUGCUCUCUAUGGUGAGACACAUCGAGGUUCGCCUCAAGCAGCAGCAGCAACAGUCGAUUGGUCGCAGCCUCAUUGCCCUUGAUGACAUCAUCAAACAGACAGAGACCUUGGAUCUAGAACUUUGGGAUUUAGAAUCCCAGGUCAAAAAGGAAGUGGAUGCUGCUGAGCAGCUGCUGGAGCCCCGCCCACAGGAAGUACCACCUCAGCUACUAUUGGCCUUGGAAAAGGAUGGGCGAAGCUUAGCUCGAGGUUACGAGGCUGCCAGAGGGGUUUCAGAAAACAUCCUGCAGGGGCUGCGCGCACACAGAGAGGCACAUAAGGAGGCAGUGACUGGGGAACAGAGGUCACUUGGGAGGCGAGUAGAGGAUCUUCUCUUCUGGCUGAAGGAGACUGAGGCACAAAUGACAGGAAUGGAUGGACAAACCCAGGGCGAGACUCCUCCUCAGCGCACACAACAGCUCCAGCUAUGCAAGGAGUUGCAGUCGUCUCUCUCGGCCCGCUCCAAUGACGUGAACGCGCUUGCCUUUGACAUCCAGGUGUUCAUCUCGGAGCGGGCUCAGGACCUGGCUCCAGAACAGAGCAGGCACCUCCUUGGGCAGCUACAACAGCUGCAGAGGGGCUUCCACCGAGCCUCUGGCCAAGCCCACGCCAAGACCGACACCCUCGCCGCCCAGAGAGAGAGGGAGGAGGAGAGGCAGCGCAGGCACAAAGAAAAAGAAGAGGAAGAGAAGGAGAGAGAAAGAGAGAGACAGAGUGCAAGGGAGAGAGAGGUGGUGCAGCAGCACAAAGCAGAGUGCUCACAGAGAUUGGAAGGCCUUACAAUGUGGUUGGCUGGAGCUGCCAGCGUGCUGGCCAAUCAAAGAGCGGGAGCAGAGUCGGGUGACGUGAAUGUGCUGCAGCAGAAACAGAGCGAGCUAAAGGAAGUACAGAAGGACCUGCUGACCAGAGGCGAGGGCGUGGCGGAGACCAUCCGCUCGGUGGAGGAGUUCCUGGCGGAGCACGGUGACAGCCUGAGUCCAGAGGACAGGGCCAACCUCCAGGGGGCACUGUCCCGUAUGAAGGAGCAGUACAGUGCCCUGACCGACACGGCCGACUCCUCCCUGGCCCAGCUGGACACGGCCAUCAGCACCACCGUCCAACAGAACACACAGCGGGCGAAGGCAGUAGAGGACCUGCAGGAGACCCGGUGUCAGAUCGACUCGCUGCUGCAGGAGCUCUCCUCCCUGAACCAGCCUGGGAGAAUAGGAACUGGCAUGACUGUUACUGACCACCCCUCCUCGCCAGAGGGAAGACUACAAUCACACAGUGACAUGCUCCAGACGGAGCUCCAGCAGCUCCAGGCCCAGCAGGCCCAGCUGAUGCAGGUGUCCCAGAACGCUCGAUCCCUCCUGGACCAGCCCGACUCGGCCGUGCCAGCCGAGGAGAAACGGCGUCUGCGGGACCAGCUAGACCAGCUCCAGACCCAACACCAGGAGAAGCUGCGGGCCUGCCAGGAGAGGCUGAGGCGCUCUGAGGCCCUUAAGGACGAGCUGGUCAAGUUCCUCCAGGAGCACGGAGGCCUGGGGACCUGGCUGGAACAGAGUGAGGGGGAGCUGGGUUCCUUAGGGGAAGGAGAGACUGACGCACAGGGCCUGAAGGGGAGACUGGAAGAGCACAAGAAGCUGGCGGAGGAUGUGAUCUGCCACAAGGCAGACCUGCGCUUCGUGUCCAUCUCGGGUCAGAAGGUGCUGGACUCUGUCCAGGGGGCUCUGGAGAAGGUAGGAGGGUCUGACCCAGCCCUGGAGGAGACCAAGCAGCUGGUCACGGACAAGCUACAGGACGCCAACCACCGUUACACCGCGCUGCACACCAAGUCGUCAGAUCUGGGGGGGCGUCUGUCGGGUCUGUUGGAACGCUACCAGCAGUACCAGGACGAGGCUGUGUCGCUCCACACCUGGCUCAGCACCCAGGAGCAGAACCAGAGUAUAGCCGGACCCAGCGGAGAGACUGACACACAGACACUACAGAACACACUGCGGGCCGUACAGCUGUUGCAGGAUGAACUGGCGGAGCGGUCAGUCCAGUUGGAGAAGGUGAGGAGGGCAGGCAGAGAGCUGGCUAACACACAGGAGUCCCCCACUCUCAGAGCUGCCGAGAUCAUCAGCACUGCAGAUGGUCUGGAGAAGAGGUUCAGCUCUCUGUCUGAGUCCGUGUCCGAGCGAGCUGAGCAGCUCCAGACGUCCGUAGCCCAGUCGGUCAGUGUCCAGGAGGGACUGAAGGGCCUGCUAGCCUGGCUGGACGGCCUACUGCUGACCCCCGGGCCUGUCCAACCCACCGCCCAGGCUGUCCAGGAAGCCCUCACACAGAAUCAGAAACUACGCCAGGAGCUGUUAUCCAGACAGGGCAGUGUGGAGGCCACCUGCGACUCGGUCUCCAAACUGCUCCAGAGCUCUGACGCCUCCACGGCCUCCGGGCUCCAGGGGUCACUAGAGCGCCUGAGCCGGCACUACGCCGCGGCACUGGCCAAGCAGGCCGAGAGGGAGGCUGAGCCGGGGCUCCUGCCCAAGCUGGAGAACUAUGAGAGACUGAGUACGGACCUGCAGGGUUUUACUCAGACCAGGCUGAGAGCUUUGAGCCCCGCGGGACAGCCUGACCGCAGUGUGGAGGACUACAGACAGACCAUUGAGGAGGUGAGAGCGGAGCAGGAGCAGGAGGCAGGUCAACUGAAGUCAUUCUGCCAGCUGGGGACAGACCUCAGCCAAGCCAAGGCCCUGACCAGCACACAGACCCUACUGGACAACGUCAGAGAGGUGUCCGAUGAGUUCGCCCGACUGGAAUCCAACAUCACUGAAAGGAACAACGCCAUCCAGAGUUGUGAGCAGCGGUUGGGCCACUUCCGGUCUCUCUCUAGCUCCCUCCUCAGCUGGCUCCACACAACACAGGAGCAGCUGCCUCCCAAAGAGGCCAACCUCAAUGCAGAGGCCCUGCAGAGGAGAGUGCAGCAGCUCGAGGACUUACUGAGCGACUGGGAGGCCCAGGGGGUUCGGGUUCAGGAGCUGAACAAGACUGGGUCAGAACUGGAGACCCUCAUCAUCAACAUCACAGCCCCCCAGGCCAAGACAGGUGUUCCCCAGAUCAAUGGUGCAGACAGCCCCAGCAGGGUCAAUGGCAUUCACACAUGCAAAGACCUGACAGAGAUGCAGGUGGCGGUGGCGGAAGUGAGCGGACAUUACGAGGAGCUGGGAGGGGAACUGAAGAACAGACGGCGGAACCAGGAGGCUUCUCUGGAGCUCAGACAGAAGGCCAGCCAGGGUACCGAGGAGCUCAGCCGCUGGCUGGGAGACCGGGAGAACAGCCUGCACCUGGGCCAGACUACCACCUCCCCCUCCAAACCUGAGUUGGUACGCGCCCAGGCCCAGGAGAACAAGGCCUUACUGUCUGAGCUGGCAGAGCAUUCUGGGAAGGUGGAGGAGCUGAAGAGCACCCUGGAGAAGCUGAUAGCAGACAACCCAGACUCCCCAGAGGCAGACAGCUGGAGACAACAAAUGAAGGAGAUCGACUCCCGCUGGGCAAAGGCCAAUGAGACGGCAGUACAGAGGCAGACGGAACUGGAGACCUGUGCUGAUAGGCUGGGCAGCUUUGCCACAGCAGCCAGUCAGUUGGGGCCGUGGCUCAGAGAGAAGGAGCUGAUGAUGAGUGUGCUGGGACCCCUGAGCAUCGACCCCAACAUGCUGAACACCCAGAAACAACAAGCCCAGUUCAUGCUGCGUGAGUUUGAGACCCGGCGGCCCCAGUUCGACCAACUCACCCAGGCGGCCGAGGGCAUCCUUUCACCGUCUGGUGGCGACUCCUCCCCGCAGGAUGCCAAGGACCUAGCGGAGGUCCGGUCCGAGCUAGGCUCCAUCUCUCAGCAGUGGGACGACCUCACUCAACGUCUGUCCCGGCGCUCGGAGGACAUCGACCAGGCCCAGGGCACCAGCGAGCGAUACCAGGCCCUGCUGAAGGACCUUUCGGUCAGCGUGGGGGCGCUAGGUGAGCGGCUGGAUGGCCAGGCCUCGCUCAGUGCCCAGCCUGAGGCCCUGAAACGGCGUCUGCAGGAGACAGGCGAGAUCCGCUCUGAGCUGGAGCAGAGGAGGGAUGAGCUGGGCGAGGCGGAGAAGCUGUGCAGCGAGCUGAGCGCCAUCGUGAUUGAACCUUACCUGAGAGACGAGCUGAAGAAGAGGCUGGAGAGUGUGAGGAGCCCGCUGAGGAGCCUGGAGGAGAGGGCCACUGACGGUCUGUCUCAGCUCCAAGCUGCUCUCUCAAGCACCCAGCAGUUCCAGCAGAUGUUCGAGGAGCUGCGGAGUUGGUUGGACAACCAGGGUGGUCGAAGAGACUCUACCGCCGACUCCCUCCCCUGCCAGCCCGAGGCUAUCCGGACCCUGCUUGCCCAGCAAGACGAGCUUCAUCGCGGGGUGGCCAGCCAACGUGGCCCCUACGAGCUCAUCCAGGCCGAGGGGGCCUCCCUGCUCGCCAAGCUACCCGCCGGGGGUGAAGAACGAUCAGCCUUACAGUCCCGGCUCGCCACCCUACGCCAGGACUGGGAUGAGCUUAAUCAGUGCAUCGUGGAACGCCAGAACCUGCUGAAAACCGCCCUGACCAAGGCCGAGAGUUACCAGCAACACCGCGCCAAGCUCACGCCCUGGGUGACAGAGUGCGAGAAGCGGGAAGCUGACAUCCAGCCCUCCCUCGACCCAGCGGCCCUGGACAAGGCCUUGCAGAAGGCCAGGCAGCUGGGGUUAGACCUGGAGCACCAUCGCCCCCUCCUGGAGGAUUUAAACACAGCGGCCGACCAACUCCUGGAACACUGCCACGUCGGAGAGGAAGACAUACGCUACGAGAAAGCCCAACUCAACCAUAGAGUCGACGGGCUGGCAGAAAAACUCCAGAACUGUGUUUCCCAACUGGAAGAGUUAGCGGAUCGACUGAAGGAGUUCGAGGACGGGCGGCAGGCGGUGGAGAGGAGGCUGGAGGCAGCGCGGCAUCAGAUCGAGGUGCAGGAGGCGCUGGGCCCACAGGCGUGCAGCAACAAGAGCCUGGAGCGGCUGAGGAGCCAGCAGGAGACGCUGCACUCGCUGCAGCCACAGGUGGCCUACCUGAGGGAUCUGGCCCAGGGGCUGGUGCAGGACGCACCCCACACAGCAGGGGGCGGCGGAGAGGGAGGACAGCGGCUGGAGCAGCAGGCCCGAGACACAGACCGAGAGUUUGGAGACGUCAGCGAAAAGAUUGAAAAGUGCUGUUCCACCCUGGAGUCCCGUCUCCAGGGUGUGGGGAUCCAGUCCUCGGUACGCGACCUCUUCUCCCGCCUGUCCGACCUGGACGACGAGCUGGACUCGCUGAGCCCCGUGGGGCGCGAUGCCGACUCGCUCGCCUCGCAGGCGGAUGCCGUCCGCACUUUCCUGGCUCGCCUGGCCACGUUGAGGUCGGAGCUUGAAGGUCACGGGGGCGACUGCACCGCCAUGCUCCGCCGAGAGGGGUCGUCUCCCGAUCUCCUCGCCCUGAGGAGAGAGACUGAGGCCCUGAGCCGCCAGGCUGGGAAGCUGGCCGAGAGGGGCCAGGCCAGACUGGAGCAGAUCGAGGCAGCUGCCGAGAAGGUGGGAGAAUUCUACGCCCAGGUGGCGGAGCUGCAAGGGCUCCUGGGACGGGCAGAGGAAGGGCUGAACUCGCAGGGCGUGGUGGGGACGGAGGUGGAGACCAUCAAGCAGCAGCUGCACGAGUUCAAGGCGGUGGAGAGGGAGCAGGUGGACAGCAUUCAACCCAAGCUGCAGCACGUGAACGCGGUGGGCCAGGGCCUGAUCCAGAGCGCAGCCAAACACACAGACACCCAGGCUCUGGAGCAUGACCUAGAGACCACCAACCUCAGAUGGAACUCCCUCAACAAGAGGAUUGCAGAGCGCAUCGCCCAGUUGCAGGAAGCUCUGUUGCAUUGUGGGAAGUUCCAGGAUGCCCUGGAGCCUCUUCUGAGCUGGCUGAGUGACACGGAGGAGCUGGUAGCCAAUCAGAAGCCCCCGUCAGCCGAGUACAGAGUGGUCAAGGCCCAGAUCCAGGAACAGAAGCUGUUACAAAGACUGCUGGACGACCGCAGAGCCACUGUUCAGAUGAUCCAGGGAGAGGGAGAGAGGAUCGCAGCCACGGCCGAGACACAGGACAAAGACAAGAUCCAGAAACAACUGGAGAGUCUGGGAGAGAGAUGGGACGAGCUGCUGGAGAAAGCCAGGGCAAGGCAGUGCCAAUUGGAGGAUCUGCAGGCGCUGGCACUUCAGUUCCACGAGGCAGUGGAGCCUCUUGGAGAGUGGCUGAGUGCCACCGAGCGACGCCUGAGCACCGUCGAGCCCAUGGGAACCCAGACUUCCAAGAUCACCCAACAGAUUACAAAACACAAGGCCGUCCAAGAGUCCGUCUCCUCUAGAGGAUCCGAGGUCAACCGCCUCGAGGCCCUCGGCCAAUCCCUGGCGCCCCUCAGCUGCGCGGCCGACCGCGAUUGGCUGAGGGAGCGUGUGGGGGCGGUGCGGCUAGGCCACUCGGAGCUCAGUGAUUGGUGCCAAUGCAGGGCCGUCAUGCUGGAGCAGGCCCUGGCCAAUGCCCAGCUGUUUGGGGAGGAUGAGGUGGAGGUGCUCAACUGGCUGGCUGAGGUGGGCCAGCGGCUGGGACAGGUGUCUGUGCAGAGCUACCAGCCAGGGGUCCUCACCCAGCAGCACAAGCACUCACUGUCUCUGAAUGAAGAGAUAGUGAGCAGGAAGAAGCAGGUUGACCAGGCCGUCAAGAACGGACAAGCCCUGCUCAAGCAAACCACCGGUGAGGAAGUUCUGCUGAUCCAGGAGAAGCUGGACGGUAUCAAGUCUCGCUACGCUGAGAUGACGGGCGGGAGCAGCAAAGCCCUCCGCAUCCUGGAGCAGGCCCUGCAGCUGAGCACGCGAUUCGCCAGCGCCCACGACGACCUCAACCACUGGUUAGACAAGGUGGAGGCGGAGCUCAACGUCAUGGAGCCCGACGCCACGCCAGCCUAUCAGGACAGACAGAAGGAGCUGAAGUGUGUGUCGGCGGAGAAACGUCUGGUUUUGGACACGGUCAACGAGGUGGGCAGUGCCCUCUUAGACCUGGUGCCCUGGCGUGCCCGCGAGGGCCUAGACCGCCUGGUGGCUGACGCCAACCAGCGCUACCGAGCGGCGGACGAGACCAUAACCCAGCGGGUACAGCUGGUACAGGCUGCCGUCCAGAGGUCACAACAGUAUGAGGAGGCGGUGGACGCGGAGCUGACCUGGGCUGGGGAGACGGAGAGGAAGCUAUCCUCCCUGGGUCCUCUGAGUCUGGAGCCUGACGUCACCGUGGCCCAGCUACAGGUCCAGAGGGCCUUCAAUAUCGACAUCAUCCGACACAAAGACACCGUGGACCAGCUACUCCACACCAGGGACGACAUCCUGGAGACGUGCAGCGACCAGCAGAGAGACGCUCUGGUGGUGAAGACUGACUCGCUGACUGCCCGCUACGAAGUGGUGAGCCAGCGGCACCAGGAGCGUUUCUCAGCCCUGGAGCAGGCCCAGGUCCUGGUGGCCCGCUUCUGGGAGACCCAGGAGGAGCUGGAGCCCUGGCUGGGGGAGACGGAGACCCUUAUCGCCCAGCUGCCCCCACCUGCCAUCGACACCGAGGCCCUGCGACUACAACAGGAGCAGAUGAGGCUCCUGAGGGAGUCCAUAGCGGAGCACAAGCCCCACAUCGACAAGCUGCUGAAGAUCGGCCCCCAGCUGGCCGUUCUGAGUCACCAGGAGGGGGCCACGGUGAGGCAGCGCUACAGCGACGCCGAGACACGCUACGCGGCCAUCAAGGAGGAGGUCAAGGGUCGCGCCGCCACCCUGGACGAGGCUGUUUCUCAGUCUGCGCAGUUCCAUGACAAGAUGGACCCUCUAUUGGAGACCCUGGAAGGGGCUGUGCAGCGCCUCCGUUCCCCUUCUCCCGUGGCGGCGGAGGCAGAUAAGAUCCGGGAGCAGCUGGCUGAGCACAAGGCUACCGGGCUGGAGCUGGACAAACUGCUGCCCUCCUUCUCUGCCCUGUGUGCCCGCGGCGAGGAGCUCAUCAGUAGAGCAGCCCACGACGAUCCUGCCGCUGAAGCCGUGCAUUCCCGUCUCCUGCGUCUGCGCUCCCUGUGGGAUGAGAUCCGGCAGAGGGCUGAGGACCGGGAGGGGAAGCUGACGGACGUCUUGGACCUGGCUGGGAAGUUCUGGGCCGACAUGGCGGCGUUACUGAGCACGCUCCGUGACUCGCAGGACAUCGUCAAGGAGCUGGAGGACCCCGGGGUGGACCCCUCACUCAUCAAACAACAGAUAGAGGCGGCUGAGGCCAUCAAGGCCGAGACAGAUGGGCUGAGGGAGGAGCUGGAGUUUGUACGAACCCUUGGGGCUGAACUCAUCUUCGCCUGCGGAGAAACAGAGAAGCCUGAGGUCAAGAAGACCAUUGAUGAGAUGAAUGUGGCCUGGGAAGGCCUGGACCGGACGUGGAGAGAGAGGAUGGAGAGGUUGGAAGAGGCCAUGGCUGCUUCUGUGCAGUACCAGGAUGCAUUGCAGGGCAUGUUUGACUACCUGGACAACACAGUGAUCAAGCUCUGUGACAUGUCCACUGUGGGCACUGAUCUGGGAACUGUCAAACAGCAGAUUGAAGAGCUCAAGCACUACAAGGUGGAGGUGUACCAGCAGCAGAUAGACAUGGAGAAGCUGUGCCACCAGGGGGAGCUGUUGCUCAAGAAGGUCUCGGACCAGAACGACAGAGACAUGAUCCAGGAGCCCCUCACGGAGCUCCGACACCUCUGGGACAACCUGGGGGACAAGAUCAUUCACAGACAGCAUAAGUUGGAAGGGGCUCUCCUGGCUCUAGGUCAGUUCCAGCAUGCCUUGUCUGAACUGCAGUCCUGGCUGAGUCACACCCACGCCACCCUGGACACACAGAGACCCAUCAACUCUGACCCCAAGGCCAUCGAGAUAGAACUGGCCCGACACCACGUGCUGAGGAACGACGUGUUGUCCCAUCGCUCCACGGUGGAGACGGUGAACGCGGCGGGGGCUGAGCUGCUGGAGUCCAGUCCCGGGGAGGAGGCCAACCACCUCCGCGGCCAGCUGGACCACCUCAACCGCGGCUGGGAGAACCUGCUACUCAAGACCCAGGACCGGCAGAAACUACUGGAGGCCGCACUGCACAAGGCGGAGGGUUUCCAUGGUGAGCUGGAGGAGUUCCUGCAGUGGCUGAGGAGGACAGAGAGCCAGCUGUCUGCAGCCAAACCCACAGGUGGCCUGCCUGAGACGGCCCGGGAGCAGCUGCAGCAGCACCUGGAGCUUCAGACCCAGUUGGCCCAGCGCGCGGAGCAGUACAACCGGCUGCUGGACGCGGGGGAGUCCAUGUUGCUGUCCCGCGGGGGGGAGGAGGGCGGCCCCGGGGCUGGCACGACCCAGACCCAACAGAACCUGGCCCUGCUGCAGAACAAGUGGGCCAGCCUGAACACCAAGAUGGAUGACCGCAGGGCGAAGCUGGACGAAGCGGUGUCGCUGGCCACAGGGUUCCAGUCCUCCCUCCAGGACACCAUCAACUGGCUGACCCAGGCUGAGCAGACCCUCAACAUGGCUCAGGCCCCCUCCCUCAUCCUGGACACAGUCCUCUUCCAGAUAGACGAACACAAGGUGUUUGUGAAUGAGGUGAACACCCACAGGGAGCAGGUUUUGGCUCUGGAGAAGGCCGGCUCUCAGCUGCGUUUCGCCAGUCUGAAGCAGGAUGUGGUUCUGAUCAAGAACCUUCUGCUGAGUGUACAGGCCCGCUGGGACAAGCUGGUGCAGAGGUCCCUGGACCGCGGCAGACACCUCGACGAAGCCCGCAAGAGGGCCAAGCAGUUUCAUGAGGCUUGGAGGAAACUGUCAGACUGGCUGGAGGAGGCUGAGAGCCGGCUAGACUCGGAGCUGGAGAUCUCCAACGAGCCAGACAAGAUCAAAGUACAACUGACCAAACACAAGGAGUUUCAGAAGGCGCUGGGUUCUAAGCAGCCGGUGUAUGACACCACAGUGAGGUCUGGUAAGGCCAUGAGGGACAAGACCACGCUGCCCGAAGACACCCAGAAACUAGACCACCUACUGGGGGAGGUCAGGGACAAGUGGGACACCGUCUGUGGGAAGAGUGUUGAGAGGCAACACAAGCUAGAGGAGGCCCUGCUGUUCUCAGGUCAGUUUGCUGAGGCCCUGCAGGCCCUGGUGGACUGGCUGUACCGUGUAGAACCCCAGCUGGCUGAAGACCUGCCAGUCCACGGAGACCUGGACUUGGUCUCCAACCUCAUGGACUCACACAAGGCCUUCCAGAAGGAGUUGGGAAAGAGGACAACUAGUGUUCACGCCCUGAAGCGCUCAGCCAGAGAACUGAUGGAGACGGGCCGCGACGACACCGCCUGGGUCAAAGUUCAACUGCAAGAGCUCAGCAACCGCUGGGACACAGUCUGUGCCCUGUCCGUCACCAAGCAGACCCGUCUUCAGCAGGCCCUCAAACAGGCGGAGGAGUUCCGCACGGAGGUGCAGCUGCUGCUGGAGUGGCUGUCCGAGGCUGAGCAGACGCUGCGGUUCCGCGGCGUGCUGCCUGAGGAGGCGGAGACUCUGCAGACGCUGCUCCACACCCACCGGAACUUCAUGGCCACGGUGGAAGAGAAGAGGACCGACGUGAACCGGGCCGCGGGCCAGGGCGAGGCCAUCCUCACCACGUGCCACGCCGACUGCAUCACCACCAUCAAACACUGGAUUACCAUCGUCCGCUCCCGCUUUGAAGAGGUCCUCACAUGGGCCAAACAGCACGAGCAGCGUCUGGAGACUGCUCUGACAGAGUUACUCAACAACGCCACGCUAUUGGAGGAGCUGUUGUCAUGGCUGCAGUGGGCGGAGACCACCCUAGUCCAGCGUGACGGAGAGACCCUUCCACAGGACAUCCCUCAGCUCAAAACACUCAUCACAGAACACCAGGUGUUUAUGGAGGAGAUGACCCGGAAGCAGCCUGACGUGGACAAAGUGACCAAGACUUACAAGAGGAAACCAGCAGAGCCCCCUAGCAGCCUAGCUGAGAGGAGAGGAGCUCGUAAAAACCAGCAGCAACAACCGCAUCAACAACAGGCGGCGAUGCAAGUCGCCGGGGGCAACCCCCGCUUGACUCAGCUAUGCUCAAGGUGGCAGCAGGUGUGGCUGCUUGCCCUCGACCGCCAGCGGAAGCUGAACGACGCCCUCGACAGGCUUGAAGAGCUGAAAGAGUUUGCCAACUUUGACUUUGACGUGUGGAGGAAGAAGUACAUGCGCUGGAUGAACCACAAGAAGUCGCGCGUCAUGGACUUCUUCAGACGCAUCGACAAGGACCAGGACGGAAAGAUCACUCGCCAGGAGUUCAUCGACGGCAUCCUGGCCUCAAAGUUCCCCACCAGCAGGUUGGAGAUGACGGCGGUGGCAGACAUCUUUGACCAGGACCGAGACGGUUACAUCGACUACUACGAGUUUGUGGCGGCGCUGCACCCCAACAAGGACGCCUACCGGCCCACCACCGACGCUGACAAGAUAGAAGACGAGGUGACCAGACAGGUGGCACAGUGUAAAUGUGCCAAGCGGUUCCAGGUGGAGCAGAUAGGAGAGAACAAGUACAGAUUCUUCCUUGGAAACCAGUUUGGUGACUCGCAGCAGUUGCGGUUGGUGCGUAUCCUGCGCAGUACGGUCAUGGUGCGGGUCGGAGGGGGCUGGAUGGCCCUGGACGAGUUCCUGGUCAAGAACGACCCCUGCAGAGUGCAACAUCCUGGACUUAAGAUCCUUCGCUCCGACUCCAGUAGCACCAUUUCAUCUCGUAUAGUGACGGUCACUCCUGGCUAUUUCUGCUGCAGAGCCCGAGGCCGUACCAACCUGGAGCUGCGUGAGAAGUUCAUCCUUCCGGAGGGUGCUUCCCACGGCCUGGCGGCGUUCCGCUCCCGAGGCCGGCGCUCCAAACCCGGCUCCCGCACGGCCUCGCCCACCCGCUCCUCCUCCUCGGCCUCGCACAGCGCACAUAGCUGCGCAUCCUUGCCCUCUGCUCCCGCCACACCCACCGCCUCCUCUAGGUCCUCAAACUCGCGUGGCUAUGCCAAGCCCUGGCUGGCACACAGUAAAACUCCAACACCAACCAAGUGCCAGUCCUGCCCAGACCACGACCACACCACGCCUGGGCAUGAGGGAGCAGCGUCGGGGUCCAAGCUGAAGAGGCCCACCUUCCACUCCAGCCGAGGGUCUCUGACUGGAGAGAAUGGAGGAGCUACACCCAUUUCUACUAAACCUGGACGUACAGACCCCAAGCGUACCCCAUCGGGGGCCAGUGGUCCGGUCAGCCGGGCGGGCAGCCGGGCGGGCAGCAGGGCAAGCAGCCGGCGGGGCAGCGACGCUUCGGAUGCCUCUGAGCUCCUGGAGACUCGCUCGGACACCUCGGACACCCCCCGGCGCCCAGGAGCGGCCAAGCCCUCCAAGAUCCCUACCAUCUCCAAGAAGGCCCCAAGCCCCAAGACACCCGCUUCUGGGAAGAAAUAGUGAAGGAGAUGUCAAAAAGACGUCAUAAAAACGUCAUACAGCCAACCAUAGAGUCGUCAACAUAACAGCGUCAUACAUCUAACUAUCGGGCUGGUUUGACUACAAGGGCUUCCCCAGCCCCCCAAAACACCAGCCAUGAUGAAAUAGGGAAGAUGUCCAGACUAUAGAAUUAGAUCAAGUAGAACGCACCAUCUCCCUUUCAAAGAGACGCUCUAUAGUGAACAGACUACUGGCGGCCAUAUUGGGUGUCACAUUUGAUCCAAACGUCCAUCCAUAGGGCUUGCAUGGGAUUCAUGCACCAAGACUACUGUAUGAAGGGCAGGGAGAGAGAUAGGGGAAAAUAUCUCUCCCUUCCUCCCUCGUACACACACUCUGAAAAAAACCUCUUUGGGGGUGUCUGGUUCGUGCACUUAGACGGAACAGAACUUUCCCCUUUUAAAACCCAGAUCCCAGUUUGCCUUCCAGUCUCCUGUGUGCUCUGUCUCGUAACGGGAUUGUGCUAGACUGUUGUAGAGAAAGCCACAGCAAUUUGAACCGACAACCAACCAACAUAAUGCUGCCUUACUGUGUUACACAUUUUUGUCCUUACUUUUACCUAAUCUGAGUUCCAGAGAACGUUAGGUAGAGCCUUGUAACUACUUUGUGUAUGUACACGCACAGAACUGAAGCACACACACACACACAUUGAGGGGAGAGAUUAAAUGACUCGGAACUUCCUGGAGAAUGGCAUUCAAAAGAACUGGAUUGUGGGUAUUGUGGACAUAAUUUUUUUUCUCACCAUGAGUUCAACUGAAUAUAUGCAAUGAUUGCCGUCUUGUUUCUUUCCUCCCCUGGACUGGGAAGUGAAGAGGAAUGACACUUCAGCAUGUCUAUGGGUCGGGAACAUCCAGACUAGCGUGAAUCUACUGUUCAUUGUCUGGGCGGCGCCACUCUGACCACUUCCUGCACUGAGCUAACUGCCUAAACCUCAAGCCCAGGAGACCGCGGAAGUGGCGGGAAACACACUGCAAUGUCCUCACAAACCCCUGCAACAUUGGAAGUGUGUUUAAAGGUGUGUAUGUGAGUGUGUGUUUGAUGGUAUGGAGGGUUUCUCAUGUUGUCCUAUAAUAUGAAAAGCACUAUUUCUUGGUGGGACCCCACUAACAGCAGAAACGUGACCGUGUGAAACAAUGUAGUCAAUUUGUAAGGACACACAAUUUAAGCGACUAUGAUUCUACGAUUAGAGAUUGAAGACCAGCACACACUGACGGUGUAUCGUUGCCGCUGGAAACCCCAGAGCCGCAAACACAUUUUUGUACACGUGUGUAGUCGUCACGUGUCUACAGGAAUCAAAGGUCAUCGACUUGCGUCACUGUAUGCAAAGAUUUCAUUUGUGAAUGUCUUUCGUUCGGGUUAAUUUAUCAUCCUGUUGUAUUUUGUUUUAGUUUUGCUUUUGUAGUUUAAGAAAACAUUUCUAUUUAUUUUUCAGUUCUGUAUCGUCACCUUGGAGAAUGAUUAGUGUUAAUACAAUGAAAUCAUGAUCUUUUGUACCAAGGAAAAUGUCUGCUCCUCUCUUCAACGUUGUAUGUUAUUACUCCUUAACAUAACUUUACUCAACUAGGAAGCUGACUUUCCAUGGCAGCCUUUUUUGCUAAUGACUACAACUCCCUGAACAUGACCAAAGGGGGUUGCCCUUAUUGUGUUGACAAAGAAAACUACAAAUAUGGAUGACAGGGAACCGAACCCUCAGUGUCCCUCCUUACAGGCGUUUGAAUUGUCAUGUCUUUGAUGGCUGCAAAUGUGCUCCUCUAUUUCUUAAUGCUGAAGUAUAUGAAAGCUUAAUGAACGCAAAUGUCAUCUUGAGGUGAUUUUAUUUAUUUAUUGUCUCCUUGGGGGGCGGGGAUCCGGGGACGCCGAAGAGGAACCCACCUUUUGAUGCGGUGUUAUUCUCUGUGAUGAAGAGAAAAUAUGUCGGUGGGAGGGGGGUUAGAAGUCAAUUGUGUAAAAUAAAAAAAGCUAAGAUUAUAAACCUUUUUUUGUUCUCUUUUUGUAUUAAAAAUAUGCUUGCAGUAAAAAAAAAAAAUGUCAUUUGUCA